AUGCCCAGAAUCACGUUCGGAGCACUAAUCUGGUGGCAAGGAACAAAACCCGAUAAAAUAAAAAGCAAACUAGAAAGUCUCCAGCACACAGCACUAAAAAGAGUACUGAGUGCCUUCAGAUACUCGCCGACAAAAGCGCUGGAAGCUAUACUAGCCACCCUGCCCAUUGCGUAUAGGAUAGAGGAAGCGGCCAUUAGGACAGCAAAACUCCUGCACGAUGGGGGGAGAUGGUCGCCAAUAGACCAAGGUCACUCCACUAUUAACCUUAUUAAAGAGACUGUCCCUAAUAAUGAACCCCAUCUAUUAAUGUUAAUGGAGGCUCCAUCGGACAGGAUAACGCCGACAUAUCAUCUUUCCAAUAAAUGUAAAACACAUAUUCCUUCUAGAUCUGAAUGGAAAAGUAAAACCUGUACUCCGUAUAGUAAAUGGAUCACAUGGUACACAGACGGAAGUAAGGAUGAGGAGGGUAAUACAGGAUGCGCCUGGCUUACAGGCCUCCCAUUAAGAGGAUCAAAUGAAUACUUAGGCAACACCACCACGGUUUACCAGGCGGAAAUAAUGGCACUAAUAAGAUGCACAGAGUAUAUGAUCCACAAGGAUAUAAAAGAAGUAAAGAUUGUAAUAUUUACAGACAGUCAAGCGGCAAUUAAAGCACUAAGCAAACCGAUGAUAACAUCAACCCUUACACUUAAAUGCAACGAAUUGCUGAAUAAGUUAGCAACAAAAAAUAGAUACCUAACGAUUUGCUGGAGUCCGGGACAUGUCGGGAUCCCAGGAAGCGAGAAAGCUGACCGAAUUGCCAAAGAAGCGAUGAAAAAAGUAAAACCAGAACAGGAACCCUGGGUCCCAAUUUCCUUUACCACUUUUAAAAUGGAGAUAAAAAAAGUUCACCCUGAACAAAUUAAGGCUGCAAUGGAAGGAGUACGUGUAGACAAGCAAAAGAAAUGA
This is a messenger RNA of Ceratina calcarata, 948 nucleotides long. RefSeq lists its product as uncharacterized. NCBI's taxonomy places the organism in Eukaryota, Metazoa, Arthropoda, Insecta, Hymenoptera, Apidae. The record is from RefSeq and is a predicted model, not a curated record. The transcript has a single exon. The coding region runs from base 1 to 948 and encodes 315 amino acids. Gene Ontology annotation, biological process: DNA replication, removal of RNA primer. Gene Ontology annotation, molecular function: nucleic acid binding; RNA-DNA hybrid ribonuclease activity.